UCUAGUACGUGUGGCAUCGAUCGUGUGACAAAGGACUCAAAGUUUAGGUUCUUUUAGCUCAAGUGCAGCUCAGUUCGUCAGAUUUUCAAAAAAUUAAAUUCUAAAAUGAAGGUGACGCGAACGCCGAGUAAUAUUCCAACGCCCAAACCGAUUCGCGGGAAAAUUUGAAGAGUUUUAAGUUCAGAUCAAAUGUCUGCCCUUCUGCAUGAGAGUCCUGUUGCAAGGGUUACGCCUCGACAUCUGUUUAGCCGUGCUGAUAGCAUGCAUUCUCACAGUGUAGCACAUAAACCAUUGGUUGACAAUAAACUGGAUGACGAAGGCAUAAACAAGUCUACAAAGAACAGUACCGUUGUACGAAAAUCGUUGACUAUCACUGGUGAUAGCAGUGCGACCGAAAACAAUUCAACAGGAACUGUUCCAUCAAACAAAGCAUUUUGUAAGAUGUUCAGCGGCUGGUUGGAAAACACCGAACGAGAAUCGGAUAGUGAGCGUUUUGAUCGAUUGAAAGAGGAUUUGUGGAAAUUGGUUGGGAAAUACGCACUAGAAAUGCACAAAGAUGAGUAGUCCGUAGAGUUUUUCCGGGCAAUUAUUGUUCAUCGCAGCAUUUCAAUUAUAAAUUUUCAACUCGAUUCAAUUUUAUGUUUCGCCGUUUUUCGUUUCGUAUUUAUUAGAAUGUAAAGUACAAAUAUUUCAGGAAUAAAAUUGCCACCACAAUGGCCGUUAGCAAAACAUUAG
This is a messenger RNA of Bradysia coprophila, 735 nucleotides long. RefSeq lists its product as uncharacterized. NCBI's taxonomy places the organism in Eukaryota, Metazoa, Arthropoda, Insecta, Diptera, Sciaridae. The record is from RefSeq and is a predicted model, not a curated record.